Molecule: messenger RNA, 496 nt
Organism: Closterium sp. NIES-67
Lineage: Eukaryota; Viridiplantae; Streptophyta; Zygnematophyceae; Desmidiales; Closteriaceae
Source: the annotation of a GenBank genome assembly
GCACCUCCCCACUGCAAGACAGUCAUUUCUGUCUUUUGCUGCGCUGGAUUUGCGGCGGGGCGAAUGAAUGAAGUCCAACUUCCCCCUCCCCUCUCCCCUGUCCCCUGUCUCUCCGCACCUUUCUGACCGGCUCCAAAGUCCCGGGGUGACACGGCGGGAUCUGGCCUGGGCCCAUGAGGGGCGGGGGGAACUCCGCGCAAAGGGAUGCCCCAGCGGCGUAUCAUGGACGCAUGGGCGCAGAAGGGUGUACAGUAGUGCUAGGCGCGCUCGUCGUGGGGAGCUGUCCAUCACACGCGCUGCGCAGCCGACUCGAGUCCCAGUCGAGGGAGAAAGAGAGGGGGGGCGAUGGAGAGAAGAGGGGAAAGGAGAGCUGAGCUGAGCUGUCCCCCAUCCGAUGAUUGCGAAGAUCGAAUCUUGGCGGAAGGCCCACAGGGCUUCUCCGACAACUUGAGGUCCUGCUCCUCCCUCUCGCCUGCUCCCUUCCUUCCCUCCUGUC